Molecule: messenger RNA, 1498 nt
Organism: Manihot esculenta (cassava)
Lineage: Eukaryota; Viridiplantae; Streptophyta; Magnoliopsida; Malpighiales; Euphorbiaceae
Product: CASP-like protein 5A1
Exons: 3
Coding region: 234-773 (179 amino acids)
Cellular component (GO): membrane
Source: RefSeq, a predicted model, not a curated record
ACGCGGCAAAGGUAUUGGAAAGAGGAGACAAAGUCAGUCCACCACGAUAUUCAUUCACUCACUGAAAGGAAAUCGUCGACCCAUUUGAUCGAUUAUCAUUUCUUCAAAAACCCACGAUCAAAAUCCAAUUCUUUCAACUUUCCUUCUCAAGAAAUCGAAUUUCACUUUCACUUCUUGUUGUGUUUCUUCUCGUUGUUGUCUGUCAAUGAUCGGUGUAUAAAAACUGAUAACAGAUGAUGAAUGUUAUCAGGCCAACGGUGCAUCCGGUGGAGGCCCCGCCGUUGACCGAUGGGCCUCUGAACGGUCCCAGGAUGAGGAUGAAGGACGUCCAAGGCAUGCCUGGGACACAUGGUGGACUCACUCUGCGUUUGCUUCAGUUCGUGUUUGGUCUCAUCUCUGUCUGCGUCAUGACCUCUACCAGUGAUUUCCGCUCCGUUACAGCUUUUUGCUACCUUGUCAUUGCUGUUAGCUUGCAAAUAUCAUGGAGUUUGUCCUUGGUAAUUGUGGAUGCUUAUGCACUUUUGGUGAGAAGAAGUCUCAGAAAACGUGCGAUUGUCCGCCUUUUUGCCAUUGGUGAUGGGAUUACAUCCACCCUAAUAUUUGCAGCUGCUAGUGCAUCUGCUGGCAUCACAGUCCUAGUGGGCAAUGAUCUUAACAAGUGUUCUGUGGAGCACUGUGCUAGGUUUGAAACUGCAACAGCCAUGGCUUUUAUCAGCUGGUUUGCCAUGACUCCAUCCUUUCUCAUGAAUUUCUGGGCAUUGGCUUCCAAUUAGAUUGGAUAGAUAGAAUCUUUCGUCAUAGAGGCUAUACUAUAUAGCAAUCCUUUUCUCAAUAGCGUGCCAGGGAUAUGUGAUUGCAACUACUUGGUACAUGGAUAAAUUUUGUUACAAUUUGGUUAGGGGAGUUCAAUUUGAGAUCAUCAAUUACAGAAUGAGUGCUUAAUAUCAAAGAUAUAUGUAGAGUUUGGUUAGCUAGAAAUUACCAUAAGUUUUCUUGUCCAUUUCUCCAUUCUGUGAUACUGGAUUACACUUCAUAGCUUAGCUUGAUAAUUGUGACGCUUCGCUGUAGCGUUCCUCAAAUGUUUUUGUAUACAUGAAAAUUUGCAGCACAACUAUCUGUCACGUUUUCUGAAUGCUGGAUUAUGGUUAGGCUGCUUAAAGUUAUGUGUGUUUAUUGGAGAACUGAAAAUCAUAAGCUUGGAGCAUUAGGAGAAUUACCAGUCCUAAUGCUUUUUGCAUAAGCCUUGCCAUUGCCAAUCCACUUGGGCUUUGAGAAGGUCAUGCUGUCUGAGCAAAGUUUGCAUUUAGAUACAAAGUAGGAAUUCCAGCGUAAUUACAGUUUCGUGGUAGUUGACACUGAAUUGUAUAUAGUGGUACAUUUUAUAGUUUUUCAUAGUCAAUUGUAUUUAAAAUAUUGAACAUUUAUCAGUAUUUUCUUUUUUUAAGGGAAUGUAGACAUGUAAUUAAUUUUCCAAAACAACCAAUCAUCGUGUUGAUUG